This is a messenger RNA of Bolinopsis microptera, 2359 nucleotides long. RefSeq names its product sodium- and chloride-dependent GABA transporter 1-like. The coding region runs from base 281 to 2140 and encodes 619 amino acids. The record is from RefSeq and is a predicted model, not a curated record. Gene Ontology annotation, biological process: sodium ion transmembrane transport. The transcript has 16 exons. Lineage: Eukaryota; Metazoa; Ctenophora; Tentaculata; Lobata; Bolinopsidae. Gene Ontology annotation, cellular component: plasma membrane.
AAGCUGAAACAUUUUUUGAUAGCGGUUUUUUGUGAGUCACCCUACUGUGUUCUAACCAGUAAUUUUGCCCUGUUUAGCAACAGGAUUUUCUGGUAAAUUUGCAACUCAAGUCCGAAAUCGAUGCUAUGAAUGGUGGAAACUGUGAAGCUUGAAACAACGCCCGCUGUUGGAUAUAAAAAAACACGUGUCCAUCAUCUUCUAGGUGAAAAGUCGGGAUAGGUGGGCUGGUAAACUUACAUUCUGGUUCGCUUCUGUAGCUGCUUCCUGUAGUCUACCUAACAUGUGGAAAUUUCCUUAUCUGGUUAAUAAACACGGUGGAUUUACCUUCCUGAUACCGUACGUUUUGGCUUUGGUUUUGAUAGGGAUGCCACUUUUAACCGUGGAGCUAACUAUAGGUCAAAUGUUUCAAGGAGGAGCAGUUGAAGCGUUUGGGAACCUGAAUCCCAGAUUACGGGGAGUAGGAGUAGCCACUGUUAUUGGAGGGUUUAUUGUAGCCGUCUACAAUGUUAUAGUGCUCGGCUGGAGUGGGAUUUACUUUGUUAAAAGUUUCGAUCCGAUCAACAACAAGGUGCCGUGGCAAGAUGAAGGGGUGGACAACUUUAUCACUGAUUACGUUCUCAAGAACACUACAAUAUCAGACAGCAGCAUGGUUGUAAGUGGAAGAGUACUUCUUGCUGUGAUAAUCUGCUGGUUUCUCGUCUUCUUCUGUGUUUUCCGGUCACUCCGGAGUAUUGGGGCUGUGGUGAAGAUACUGGCGCCUUUACCAGUAGCAGUUCUUAUUGGAGUUACUGUUAGGGCAGUUUUCCUAGACGGAGCCGUUGACGGAUUUGAGAAAUACUUGGUUCAGUGGAACUCAACAAAGCUAGCUAAUACUGAUGUCUGGUCCGAUGCCACUAGUCAGGUGUUGUACACUCUGACAGUGUGUUUAGGAGUAAUGACGUCUUACGCCUCCUUCAACCCCCGCUCUCAGAAUAUAGCUAUAGAUAAGAAUAUAAUCUGUCUGGUGGAUCUAGUGGUGUCUGUGCUGGGAGGAGCUGUUAUUUACCUGGUGCUGGGACACAAGGCUCACACGUGCAAGAUGCAGGAUCUUGUUCCUUGUGAUCAGAUAUUUGAUUCUAAUGGAAUACACCUCCUCUUCAAGGUGUACGCAGACGCGCUGUCUCACUUAUCAGCCCCGACCCUCUGGUCAGCUCUGUUCUACGGAACCCUCGCUAUCCUAACUCUGACCACGUCCUUUUCUCUGAUAGAGGGAUUCUGCACUGUUAUCAGGGACAGCUGGAUAUCAAGCAGUUUGGAGCUGGGAAGGAGCACUAUAGCAUGUUACGUGUGUAUGGCUGGGUUCCUGCUGGGAAUACCCUUUACAUUUGACUGUGGUUCUAGCUGGCUGGAGAUUCUAGAUCACUACAUGAGGAGGUGGGUUUUGUUCUAUCUAGGGUUUGUACAGAGUGUUGCAGUGGGAUGGAUCUACAAAAUAGACAGACAAUAUCGCCGAGUAGGAGUUCCUGCAGUUGUGGUAUUCAACUUGGGGUGUUUCCUGAGUGUCCUUGUUCCCUCUAUAGUCGGUCUCUCAUUGACUGCGCAAGGGCACUCAACCGAAAAAAGUGUAACGAUCGCUUUCUCUUUAGCUGCCGCUAUUCUUGUUGGGUCUUUUGCAGCUGCAUAUGUUCUCAUGGACAAGAACAAAGUCAGAAAAACUAAGAGGAACUCGUUCUGGACGCUGAUUGGCUGGCACGGAGCAGAUAAUCUCAGGAAAAUGAUUAAUAGUUCCCCAUCUUACCGCUGGGCUCCGAACACCUUCAAUUCUGAAUUUGACUCCUUCAUGAGCCCAGCUAAAGUGUCCGUUAUGUUCGGGUUCUGUAUAAAGUACGUGGUUCCCGGCUGUCUCUUGGUUCUUCUCUGUGCGAACAUCGGGGAUGCGUUCUUCGGGAAAGGAGUGUACAGCGGAGAACAGCUAGCUUUGGGACAAGUUGUAUUUGGAAUUGUUGUCUUCUUCUCAGUACUCCUCUUCAUAUAUCCAAGGAUCCUGAGCAACCCUUCAGAAGCAGACGGGGAGGUUGAAGAAGGGCUGGUUGGGAGACUGGACUGGGUGUUUACAGCACGACUAAAUAAACCUUACGUCUUUGUCGGUCGGGAUUAUUAAAUAAUUGGAUAACAGUUUGAUACUAAUAGUUAUCUAACUAAAUUCUAGUGUUUUUUUCAAAUUUAAUUUAAUACGCUUCUUUUAAAAAACUGAGAAAAUUUCGUAACUGUUCAUUUUAAAGGGCUAAAAAGUAUUGUACGCUUUUGAAAAACUGGAUGAUAAUAUGGUAUUCGUAUUCGAUUCCUCACAUUUCCGCUUUGUAAAUGAAAUUCAUACAUU